Exophiala aquamarina CBS 119918 is the source of this 774-nucleotide messenger RNA. RefSeq lists its product as uncharacterized. The transcript has 2 exons. The coding region runs from base 1 to 774 and encodes 257 amino acids. Lineage: Eukaryota; Fungi; Ascomycota; Eurotiomycetes; Chaetothyriales; Herpotrichiellaceae. The record is from RefSeq and is a predicted model, not a curated record.
AUGGCUACUUUGCAGGGAAAGUCCAUCCUCCUCACGGGAGGGGCAUCAGGUAUCGGACUUGACACCGCCAAACUGCUGUUGUCAAAGGGCGCCAAUUUAGUGGUUGGAGACUUCAAUGAAGAAGCAUUGAACAAAGUCUCAGACGAGAUAAGAGCGGCAGGGAAAGGCAAAGUGAUACUUCAGACCGUUGAUGUCAGAGAACGCUCCCAAGUCCGAAAUCUGGUUGAAACAGCGGUCAAAGAAUUCGGGGGGCUCGACGGCUGCGCCAACAUCGCCGGCACCGCUGGAAGCCUGGGUAGUAAGUACAUCUGGGAGAUGGACGGUUGCGACUACGAUACUGUCAUGGACGUGAACGCCAAGGGCGUAUUUUAUUGUCUCGCAGAGGAACUGAAACCAGGUGUUCUGGUCGAGGGUGCCAGUAUUGUCAACGUUGCAAGCAUCUUGAGUUUGAGAGGUGUGCUUCGGUCUUCGGCAUACAUUGCCAGCAAGCACGCAGUCCAAGGCUUGACAAAAGCAGCUGCCAUUGACGCUGCAGAAAGAGGCAUUAGGGUAAACUGUGUGGCACCUGGGCAUGUUGACACUCCCAUGCUGUCCGUGGCGCUAGAGCAGAAGUUUGGCAGCGAUCCAGACAAAUGGCCAAACCCCACAACGCCAUUUCCCCGUCGUGGGAAGCCAGCAGAGAUUGGAGCGGUCAUUGCAUUCUUGCUAUGCGACGAAGCUAGCUUUGUAACGGGAUCGACUUAUACCGUGGACGGGGGCUGGAACUGUUCCUAA